This is a messenger RNA of Phacochoerus africanus (Common warthog), 1835 nucleotides long. RefSeq names its product synaptotagmin 13 (gene SYT13). Gene Ontology annotation, molecular function: phosphatidylserine binding; syntaxin binding; calcium ion binding. The record is from RefSeq and is a predicted model, not a curated record. Gene Ontology annotation, biological process: regulation of calcium ion-dependent exocytosis; regulation of dopamine secretion; cellular response to calcium ion. The coding region runs from base 93 to 1373 and encodes 426 amino acids. The transcript is spliced from 6 exons. NCBI's taxonomy places the organism in Eukaryota, Metazoa, Chordata, Mammalia, Artiodactyla, Suidae.
CUCCGGCGGCGGGAGAGCGGCUGGCUCGCCCGGAUCCCAGGCCGGGGAGGUGCACAGCGGCGGGACCGAGCCCCGCGCGCGGAGCGGCCACCAUGGUGCUGUCGGUGCCGGUGAUCGCGCUGGGCGCCACGCUGGGGACGGCCACCAGCAUUCUCGCGCUGUGCGGGGUCACCUGCCUGUGCCGGCACAUGCACCCCAAGAAGGGGGUGCUGCAGCGGGACCAGGACCCCGAUCCGGAGAAGGCGAGGCCCGGCGUGCUCGGGUCCGCCCAACAGUUCAAUGUCAAAAAGUCUACGGAGCCCGUCCAGCCCCGAGCACUCCUCAAGUUCCCAGACAUCUACGGACCCAGGCCGGCUGUGACGGCCCCAGAGGUCAUCAACUAUGCAGACUAUACGCUGAGGACCACGGCGGAGCCCGCUGCACCUGCCAGCCCCCAGGCCCCAAAUGACAGCCGCCUCAAGAGGCAGGUCACAGAGGAGCUGUUCGUCCUUCCUCAGAAUGGUGUAGUGGAGGAUGUUUGUGUCAUGGAAACCUGGAACCCAGAGAAGGCUGCCAGUUGGAACCAAGCCCCCAAACUUCACUACUGUCUGGACUAUGACCGGCAAAAGGCUGAACUGUUUGUGACUCGCCUGGAAGCUGUGACCAGUGACCAGGACGGAGGCUGUGACUGCUAUGUCCAGGGCAGUGUGGCCAACAGGCUGGGCUCCGUGGAGGCCCAGACGGCCCUGAAGAAGCGGCAGCUGCACACCGUGUGGGAGGAAGGCCUCGCGCUCCCCCUGGCGGAGGAGGAGCUCCGCACAGCGACCCUGACACUGACCCUGAGGACCUGCGACCGCUUCUCCCGCCACAGUGUGGCUGGGGAGCUGUGCCUGGGCCUGGAUGGGGUGUCGGUGCCCCUGGGGGUCGCCCAGUGGGGAGAGCUGAAGACUUCAGUUAAGGAGCCGUCCGCAGGGACUGGGGAGGUUCUUCUAUCCAUCAGCUACCUCCCGGCUGCCAACCGCCUCCUAGUAGUACUGAUUAAAGCCAAGAACCUCCACUCUAACCAGUCCAAGGAGCUCCUGGGGAAGGAUGUCUCGGUCAAGGUGACCUUAAAGCACCAGGCUCGGAAGCUGAAGAAGAAGCAGACAAAACGAGCCAAGCACAAGAUCAACCCCGUGUGGAAUGAGAUGAUCAUGUUUGAGCUGCCGGAUGACCUGCUGCGGGCCUCCAGCGUGGAGCUGGACGUGCUGGGCCAGAGCGCUGACGGGCAGAGCUGUGCGCUUGGGCACUGCAGCCUGGGCCUGCACGCCUCGGGCUCCGAGCGCAGCCACUGGGAGGAGAUGCUUAAGAACCCGCGCCGGCAGAUCGCCAUGUGGCACCAGCUGCACCUGUAGCCCAGGCCACCGCCCUCCUCGGGCACAGCCCGCCACCCCCUCCACCCCCGUCAGCCCCAGCUGUCCUCUGCGCCCUCCUCUUAUGCCCCAUCCACGGUCUGACACCCGAAGACAGACUUAUGUGCAAAGACCAGGACCCUCCCUCUUCCUCUCCCAUCACGCUCCCGUUUCUUAAAAACGAGCAGGGCAGGGCAGGAUGGAGAGGGGACAUUUGGGUCACUGAAGAAUAUAUUUGUCUCAUCUGGUUGUCGAAGAGACUCUUAUCAAAUACAGCCUGUGACAUGUUUUGGCAGUGGGCAUCAGGCUGGAUGCAGAGAAAGCCAAAUGUAGGGAAUUAAUGGAUGCAAAGACGGUGGCUUUGUAAAAAUAAGCAGCUCAAAUGAUGACGGGAGUUGCCGUUGUGGCUCAGCAGAAGUGAAUCUGACUAGUAUCCACGAGGACACAGGCACUCCCUGGCCUCAC